Messenger RNA from Enhydra lutris kenyoni (northern sea otter), 2106 nucleotides. RefSeq names its product MAP7 domain containing 3. The transcript has 14 exons. The record is from RefSeq and is a predicted model, not a curated record. Gene Ontology annotation, cellular component: microtubule cytoskeleton. NCBI's taxonomy places the organism in Eukaryota, Metazoa, Chordata, Mammalia, Carnivora, Mustelidae. Gene Ontology annotation, biological process: microtubule cytoskeleton organization. The coding region runs from base 1 to 2106 and encodes 701 amino acids.
AUGGCGGAGCGCGCCGGCGGCGGCACCUCUCUGAGGGGGAUGCGCGAACGCAUGGUUGCGGCUGCUCACGCCAUAGCUGAAGAAAGACGGAAUCAAAGUAGUUUCAGCACUCAUCCAUCUCAAUCUGCAAAUAUAAGAUCAGCUUUCAAACCAGUAAUAGAUGGAUCCGUGCUUAAAAAUGAUGUGAAGCAGAGGUUGGCAAAGGAGCGAAGAGAGGAGACCAAAAGACAACAGGAAGCUACUAAGGAAACACAACUGCUUGAAAAAGAAAGAAAAUCACGGAUCCAAUAUGAAAAACAGAUGGAGGAGAAACAACGGAAACUGAAAGAACAAAAGGAGAAGGAUGAGCAGCGGAGAAUAUCUGCAGAAGAAAAAAGGAAACAAAAAUUACAGGAAGAAAGGGAGAGAUUCAAGGCUGUUCUCUGUCGGACAUUGGAACGGAGCAACCGUGUUGAUCAUCGUCAAAAAAGAUGGUCAUGGGAAGGCUCUACAGCUGUGAACCCAGAAACCAAAACCGCCAGUAAACGUUCUGUAUCGACUGAGAAACUUGAACAAGAGACAUCUGGUUUACAGAAACAAAUGUCUGUGUCAUCUGCAGGUCUUCAGAGUUCUGUUGCCAAGAAAAAAAUAGAAAAGAAGAGAAGCUCAUCCUUGACGAGAGGAUCUAACAAAUUGCAGGCACCUUCAGAAACUGUACAAGUAGAAGAAAAACCAACUGCUCGUCAGUCAUAUACCAGUCUUCGGGAGAAUAAUUUAAUCACUCGCCUGCUUGUCCCUACCAAAGCGUCAAUAGCCAGGAGCAAAAGUGCUGCUUCCUUGUCAGUUCCUGGCAGAGAUACUUCAGGUACCCACAAUGCCUUAAUCCAGUAUAUAAACAUGCCCUUGCGGAGCCACAGCAGUGAUGAACUGAAGAAUACCAUGGCGCUUCGCAAGGCAGCAGCGGCAGGGCCUCCCCAGGAGAAGGUGGAAGCACCCCCUGAUGUAAGUGUGGAGGCGGCCCCUCACGUGAAGGUGGAAGCAACCCCCGAGGUGAGCGUGGAAGCGGCCCCUGAGAUGAGCCUGGAAGCGGCCCCUGAGGUGAGCCUGGAUGCGGCCCCUGAGGCAACCGUGGAAGUGGCCCCCGAGGCGACCGUGGAAGUGGCCCCUGAAGGGAACACAGAAGCCACCCCCAAGGCGAGUGUGGACCCGUCGUCCCCCGAGGCGAGCGUGGACCCGUCGUCCCCCGAGGCGAGCGUGGACCCGUCGUCCCCCGAGGCGAGCGUGGACCCGUCGUCCCCCGAGGCGAGCGUGGAUCCAUCGUCCCCCGAGGCGUGCGUGGACCGGUCAUCCCCCGAGGCGAGCGUGGACCCGUCGUCCCCGGAGGUGAGCGUGGAUCCGUCCCCCGAGGUGAGCCUAGACUCAUCUCCUGAGGUGAGCAUGGAUGCAUCCCCUGAUGUGAGCAUGGAAGCGUCGUCUGAGGCCAGUGUGGAAGCAUCUCCCAAGGCUAGUGUGGGAGUGUCACCUGAGGCCAGUGUGGACACAUCGCCUGGGGCUAGUGUGAAAGCACUCCCCAAAGACAUUGUGGAAGCGUCCUCCAAGGCAUCCCCCAAGGUGGGCGCGGAAGCAUCUUCCAAGGUGAAAGUGAAAGACUCUCCACAGAAAUCAGAAAUGGACAAACAGGCUUCAAACCCUGCUACCAAGAAGCGCCCACCAUCGCAUAUACCGUGUUACAAAUGGCCGUCAUCUCCUGCAAGUGGGUGGCGUCCACCUUCUCCCAUCAGUAUUAACAGGCAAAUGCAGAAGAAUCGCCCGUCAUCACCAUCACCUGUCAUGUCAAAACAGUCCCAGUCUGCUCUUUCCUAUAAAGUAAUCCCUGUUCAGCGUAGCCUGUUGGCACAAAAUGCAUUGGGUAGUCUUGGAAAGAAAAGAGAAGGAGUGCCUAAAGCUGCUAGCAGCGCUGAGGCUGUGAGCCCAAAGCAGAUGGUCUGUGAGGAGUCUAGUAAUAAAAGCCCACCAGGGACUAUGAAUGCCAAGGAGGCAACAAAAAUUUUGGCAGAGAAGCGACGGCUUGCUCGUGAACAAAGAGAGAGAGAAGAAAGAAUACAAAAGGAAAGGGAGCAGAGGUGA